This is a messenger RNA of Cervus elaphus (red deer), 2262 nucleotides long. RefSeq names its product carbonic anhydrase 5A (gene CA5A). Bases 1192 to 2124 code for a protein of 310 amino acids. The transcript is spliced from 8 exons. Gene Ontology annotation, cellular component: cytoplasm; mitochondrion. The record is from RefSeq and is a predicted model, not a curated record. Gene Ontology annotation, molecular function: carbonate dehydratase activity; zinc ion binding. NCBI's taxonomy places the organism in Eukaryota, Metazoa, Chordata, Mammalia, Artiodactyla, Cervidae.
GGGUGAAUGAAUGGAUGAACGAAGCCACCCAAAGGUGGGUACGUUUCUAAAAUGACUCCACAGGAAGAAAAGCAUCUAUGUUCCAGAGUUGGUUUUUGUUGCUUGCAACCCAGACAGUCAACUCAUGGGCACAUCAGGGAACUGCACGGAAGCUGCAGACCCAACUAUGGAUCCAAUCAGCAGGUUUCUUGGGCCCUUGGGAGCCCCAAGUGGACUCAGAGUUCAGGACCCCCAUCCUGUGGGGUUUCCAGAUCGAAGAAUCCAGGAUUCUAGGAUCAGUUAUGAUAGACCCACUCUCUUGAAGCUUAUAUGUCUAACCCCGCCCCAAAAUUUGUACAUACCUUUCCAUCUGAACCCUGCCAUCUCCAUUUCACAGUAGGAAGUAUCUGGGGGAAUAAAUUCCUGUAUAGUCCAAAGUAGGUUUUUUGUUGUCUGGCAUCUACAGGUAUUAUAGAUUGUGUAGUUAGGGUAAUCAUCUGAUUUAUUAUCCAAAUGUGGACAUUUUGAGCAUGAAAAUGGGCAUGUUAAUGUUUAUGCUGAGACAGGAGGCAAAAAUUAGAAGUGUCCCAAGCCAAGCAGGACGUCGUACUUUGGGCAGAAUGAAUUCCUACCAGAUCACACCUGUUUCAUGGACACAGGACGGGCUGCUUCCCAGGGGCCCUGGGCGGGGGGGCCACCUGCUCCCCUGCCUUGUCCACCAGCAGCUUUGGCAGAUUCCCCUCCUGCCCCUCUGACCCUGCUGCUCCCUGGAGACACACAGCGCGGCUCUGGGCCAGGUCUUGAAUGGCCCGAGGCUGGGGGGACCUGCAGCCAGGGUCACACUCAAACAGGGACUUUGCUCUGGUCUGUUUGCUCUGGUCUGCUCCCUGGUCUGGCAGCAGGCUCUCCAAAAGCUCCCCUCACUCCCUGGCACCCUCACCCCGCUGUUUAUCCGGUCAAAGCACAGUGACCCAAGGGGCUGGCCACAGCAAACGUCCCUAGUCCCAGGGCACCCUUCCCUCAGCCAAACCCCACGUCAUCUGAUAAGUUGGGGCGGGCAUGGGUUGAAAUUUAACCAUCAGCGCUUUGGGUGAGGUUUUACAAAAGAGGUGGGCCACCCCCACCCCACCGCUCGGCUGUCCUGCCCAAAGUGAGGGCAGAGAGUGGGGAAACCCCCCUCUGGUUCUUGGGUCCCCUGGGAACAGAGGCAAGAUGGUCAGGCCCCCAGUGCCGGGCUGGAGUCAUCUGAAGUCCUCAGGUCUGUCUCUCCUGGCCAAGCAGGUAUGGGGCACCCUCCGUAGCCACUUGCUAAGGCCGGCGCGAUGGUGCUCACAGGUUCCCUGUGCGUGGAGAAGGAGAAAUGACGCUUUGCACCCCGUCUGGAAGGGUCCAGCCUCCGUGCCAGGGGGCACCCGGCAGUCCCCCAUCAACAUCCGCUGGAGGGACAGCGUCUACGACCCCCAACUGAAGCCCCUGGGGGUCUCUUACAAUGCGGAGGCCUGCCUCUAUGUCUGGAACACCGGCUACCUCUUCCAAGUGGAAUUUGACGACUCCACGGAGGGGUCAGGAAUCAGCGGUGGCCCCUUGGAAAACCACUACAGACUAAGGCAGUUCCACUUCCACUGGGGAGCAGUGAACGAGUGGGGCUCAGAGCACACGGUGGAUGACCGCGUAUAUCCGGCAGAGCUGCACUUGGUUCACUGGAACGCUGUGAAAUACCAGAACUACACGGACGCCGUGAUGGGAGUGGACGGCUUGGCGGUGGUGGGCGUAUUUUUAAAGCUGGGGGCCCGCCACGAGGCGCUGCAGGAGCUGGUGGCAGUCUUGCCGGACAUAAAGCACAAGGACGCGCGAGCAGCCCUGGGCCCCUUCCAGCCCUCCUGCCUGCUGCCCGCCUGCCGGGACUAUUGGACGUACCCAGGCUCCCUGACCACGCCGCCACUGUCCGAGUCGGUCACCUGGAUCAUCCACAAGAAGCCCAUCGAGGUGGCUCAAGACCAGCUGGCCGCCUUUCGCUCGCUCCUGUUUUCUGUACCUGGUGAAGAAGAGAAGACGAUGGUGAACAACUACCGCCCACUCCAACCCCUGAUGAACCGGAAGGUCCGUUCAUCCUUCCAGGCCACUCACAAGGGAGCAAGACUCUAAAUUCACUCUGUCCACACUAACAGCAUCACACACAUUCCCCUCUGGUAGAGAUGAAGCUCCACAAAAAACUUCGUGUCAUCUUCCAGCUUUACCUGACUCUCAGGUAAACACUGAAAAACAGCCCAGUCCAGAAGGCAA